Pyricularia grisea is the source of this 682-nucleotide messenger RNA. RefSeq lists its product as uncharacterized. Bases 40 to 510 code for a protein of 156 amino acids. The transcript has 2 exons. Lineage: Eukaryota; Fungi; Ascomycota; Sordariomycetes; Magnaporthales; Pyriculariaceae. The record is from RefSeq and is a predicted model, not a curated record.
UAUAUAUAUAUAUAUAUAUACACACUACAUACCGUCAAGAUGCAGUUCACUACCUCAGUCCUCAGCCUCAUUGCCCUGGCCGUCUCGGUCAACGCCCACGGUCAUUCGAUUUCUCCCCUUGCGAUGGCCAACACUACCCCCUUCCAGAACAUUCGUAUCCCCGCAAACGGCUGCGGUGAAGGUGUUGAUGUCAGCAAAGGGACCGUUGCGGCUACGUACAAGGCCGGCUCGACCGGCACGGUUAUCUGGGACAUGGUCAACGGCGAUGGUGGUGGUCCCCUCUCUGUCGCUUUCGACGCCAGCGGCAAGGGUACUUCGUUCACCAAAGCCAAGAUCAUCACAAACAUCGAAGGUUCAAACGGCGGUGUUUCGAACUCUGUCAAGCGCGGCAACAAGACACUUACGUUCACGGUCCCCAGCACCACGUGCGCCCGCUGUGUCAUGCAGAUUCGCCAGGACAUUACGGGCAAGGAUGGCUUUGGUUCUUGCGCCAUCGUCACCAUCUCGUAAGGGAUUGGUUCUUUUUAUCUUUGGAUGGGUCGGAUCUUGCUGGUAACAGGCAGGGCAUCUGGGUUCUUGGAAGGUCUUGAUGACACUUUAAGACUGGGGAAUGUUCAUGGUGUGUAUUACUUUAUAGGCUUGUUUAAUCAGCUUCAGCGGAUAGAUUUCUAUUUUGACUGGG